Messenger RNA from Eufriesea mexicana, 1280 nucleotides. RefSeq names its product phosphorylated adaptor for RNA export (gene Phax). The coding region runs from base 72 to 1280 and encodes 402 amino acids. The transcript is spliced from 4 exons. Gene Ontology annotation, biological process: snRNA export from nucleus. The record is from RefSeq and is a predicted model, not a curated record. Lineage: Eukaryota; Metazoa; Arthropoda; Insecta; Hymenoptera; Apidae. Gene Ontology annotation, cellular component: nucleus.
AAUUAUUGGGUGACCAUAACUUUAUUCGAUAAUUAUUUGUUACAGAAAUUGUAACUUUUGAAAAAGAAAGUAUGGAAGCGGAACCUUUAGAACUUGAAGAUGGUGAAGUUAUAGACGAUGAGGCAAACGAUAUCGAAACGUAUAAUGUUCUGGAAAGACCUCAUGCAAUUCCAAAUAAAGAAGAAAAUGUAAGAAUGGGUUACAGUGAUGAGUCUGAUGAUUCUGCAGAUUCUGAAAGUGACUCUGAUUCAGAUUCUGAACAUAUCAAAAGUAAAAGACCUAAAUUAAAACUAAAACGAUCUAGAAGUAUGACAAAAAAUUGGGGGGAUAGAAAUGAUAAAUAUAAAAUAUGGUGUACUCAGUUACAAGAAGAAUCUUUAACAGAAGAUUUAGUCUUAUGUGGUGUAACAAAAAAAUGGAAUCAAGAGCGUAGUGUUGAGAGUUAUAACAUUCCACACCAUUAUUCUUUUAAUGGUACUUGGAAUAUGGAGCAUCGUAAUAAUAAUAGUUCAGAAGAUGAAAAAGACAAUGAAAAAAGACUAACAAAUAAAAGAACAAAUUCAGAUAGAAGUAAUGUUAAAUUGAGAUUAGGAAAAAAGCGUAAUUCAAUGGAUAUAGAUAAUCAAAAAGGAAAUGCACGAAAAAUCGCAGAUUUAAGUACAACAAUUGAAUCAACUGAUGCAGAUGUAGCUACUGAUAUAACAUCAAAACUUAGUGAGAAAAAAUCUCUUCUUAUAAGAAGGAUUGUAAAUAUAAUUGGUAAAGAAAAAGCUAUUGAUUUUUUUCAAAAAACCAAGAAGAUUGAAGAAGGAGGUGGUCUUUUAAUAAUGAAUGGCUCUAGAAGAAGAACUGCAGGAGGUGUAUAUUUAUGGUUAGUAAAAAAUGAUAAACACAUCCCUCAAGAAAAAAUACAAGAGAUUUUUUAUUAUGAUAAAAAAAAACAUGCUGAGCAAAGAAAAGCUGAUGCUGUUGCAAGAAGACAGAAAGCACAAGAACUAAUAAAAUGUUUAGAAAAUGGUUCUGAGAAAGAUCUUCCUGCUUUAUUAACUAAGGCAGAACUUUCUACUAGAGAAAUAGCAGAAGAAGCAAGAUUGAGGCGUGGAGAAGGCAUGGAUAGAAUGCCAGUUGAUUCUGAUCGAACAAUGACUAAUCCACCACCUAGCCCUGUAACAGAUGAUCCAGAUCAUUCAGAGCAUCCACUUGUACAAAGGCAUGUUCAAAACUUUGAAGAUGAUUUCCUUGAUAUUGGAAUAGACAUAGACAAUAUGGAAGUAUUUUAA